Kluyveromyces lactis is the source of this 894-nucleotide messenger RNA. RefSeq lists its product as uncharacterized. Gene Ontology annotation, molecular function: RNA binding. The record is from RefSeq and is a predicted model, not a curated record. Bases 1 to 894 code for a protein of 297 amino acids. The transcript has a single exon. Lineage: Eukaryota; Fungi; Ascomycota; Saccharomycetes; Saccharomycetales; Saccharomycetaceae.
AUGUCAGAUAGAAAUACAGUACAUGUGUCUGGUUUCCCGGCAGGUACUAGAGCUAACGAAUUGGCACCGCAAUUUGAAAACGUCGGGAGGUUAGUCCGUAUUGAUAUUCCUCCAUUAGGUCGUUUCAAAUCGAUACCUUAUGCAUUUGUCGAGUACGAAUCAUCACACGAUGCUGAGAAUGCGAUUCGGUCAUGUGAUGGAACGCCAUUUGAAAUGAACAAGUCGUUCUCAUUAAGGGUACAGUUUGCUAGAUCAAAGCCUAGAAGAGAUUUUGGAGACUCAAGAGAUCCUAGAGAUGGAAUGCGCCAAAGAGACUAUAGAGACCGCAGAGAUCCAAGAGAUAGGGAUCCUAGGGAUUAUAGGGAUCCUAGAGACCGCAUGAGAUCCUACAGAGAUCAAGACGAUAGAAGAGGUGGACCAGGUCAAGGCGUAAGAGGUUAUGAUGACAGAAGGUCUGGGAACCCUAGACCGUACGGACCUCCACGUAUGUCCGGCUCCGCCCAACCUCCAAGACGUUACGACGAAAGGUUGGGAGAACCUAAACCGUAUGAGCCUGUAUUGGGUACGCCUAUCUCGUUGGAGAGGAAACUAAGAGACCCACCAGUACAAGUCAGUAAGGCAACGGAGCAAAACAACGAACAAGAACAGGAACAAAAACAGGAACAAAAACAAGAAACAGAUCCCGUCCAAGAUGCAGGAAACGAAUCCGACGGAUCAAAUUAUGAUCCAAACGAAAAUCUGACAGUAGCAGAAGCUGCUGUACCAAAGCCUGAUGACACUUCGGCGAAACCAGAAGAGCAUCAACAAGAACAAGAACAAGAACACGAAGAAACAAAGCCACCUUUUGAUGCGGUGAAUCAACCUACAGAAAACGUCUCUGAACAAGAACAAUGA